ACUAUUAUCCUAGAAAAUAGGUAUCCUAUCUAUCGCCAUCGAGACACUAGGCAAAUAGUUACUUAUAAGGUUAAUAGCUACAAGGUUAUGCUUUAUAACCCUUAUCUCUCUUACAAGUACACUGCCUACAUUAAUAUAGAGAUUUGUACGUCUAUGAAGUCCAUUAAGUAUAUAUAUAAGUAUAUUUAUAAGAGGACUAAUUAG
Thermothielavioides terrestris NRRL 8126 is the source of this 204-nucleotide messenger RNA. RefSeq lists its product as uncharacterized. NCBI's taxonomy places the organism in Eukaryota, Fungi, Ascomycota, Sordariomycetes, Sordariales, Chaetomiaceae. The annotation marks the transcript as partial. The transcript is spliced from 2 exons. The record is from RefSeq and is a predicted model, not a curated record.